Diutina rugosa is the source of this 2772-nucleotide messenger RNA. RefSeq lists its product as uncharacterized. The transcript has a single exon. The coding region runs from base 1 to 2772 and encodes 923 amino acids. The record is from RefSeq and is a predicted model, not a curated record. Lineage: Eukaryota; Fungi; Ascomycota; Pichiomycetes; Serinales; Debaryomycetaceae. Gene Ontology annotation, molecular function: protein binding.
AUGAUCAUCGAAGACGGGAUCCACGACCCGGUGAUGCGGGCGCUCAACUUAGGGCUGUACCCGCGCGCCGUUGCCGCCGACAACUCCUGGGCCCACCUGCCCCAGCCGUUCGACCGCAUGGUCUACUGUGACUACCACGUCAGCCGGUUAAUCGCCACCGAGUUCCACGGCGACGAAUUGCCCGACGACAGCCACGUCCUGGCUGAAGCGAAACAGACGUUGCUCGACUUGUUCAGCGUGCUCGACAACGUGUCGCUGCUGACGAUGGAAUACGAGGAACGGCUCUAUUAUAGCGUCAUCAGAGCCCACAUGUGCUUCUUGGACGGGCGCAUGGACGAGAUGAAGCAGGUGCUCACCCUGAUUACGGUGGUGCGCCAAGGCGCCGCCGCCCCGACGCUGGCGCUGGUCCACCACCUCCAGUUCGUGCUGUACGUCACCGUGCGCUACUACGUGUUGUUGGGGCUCACCAAUUGGAAGUACUGGCUCGACUACCUUACUCUGUUUGCCGAGCUGUUCACUAAGACUCAAGUGGCCGCCAACCACUGGCUCCGCAAUUUGUACUACGAAUUGGGGCUGACGCUUGCGCUGAACGGCCAGCUCACCUGGGGCGACAUCCUGGAGCUUCUGUUUGCCAAAAAUGAAUUAAGCGUCACUGGGUUCUGCCUGUACCUCAUCUUACACACCAAGCUUAGUGACACCAAGUUCAUCGAACAGUUUAUGGCGUGGUUGGACCAGAGCAUCCUCGCCAAGAUCAAUGACCCGCGCCACCGGUUCCCCGACGCUGCCCAGCUGACGCCCGAAAUCGAAGCGUUCGUCACUCAGCUCUACGAGCUGGUGGAGUCGUUCCACCGCAUCGCCCUGACCGCUCCCGUGCGCACCCGCCAACGGUUGCUUAAACCGCUGACGCUGCACCAAUUCUUGUUGGCCCAGCUCCUGCGUACUUAUCAACUGAAACAGGUGACGGCAAACUUGAUCUAUACGUUGAUCUCCAUCGACGAAAACGACGAGGCGUUGGCCGCGUUUGAAACCAUCAUCCAAUACCUCAAAUUGGAUGAAGCCCACAGCCACGGCAAUAUCGACGACGUGUUGUCGGUGAUCAACUUAUAUCUGACGUGUCUUUUGAAGCUUAACCCCAAGAACGGCGCCCGCUUCUUGUACCUGGACGACACCUCGGUGCUCCAUAAGCUCAAGCAAGCGGAGAAGAAGUUACAGGAAUACCUCGAUAAGUUCUGCGAGUACGCUGAAAUCUCCGUCACCGGUGACGAUGACGACCUCGGGUUCUUAUACAAGAAGUACAACCCCAAUUUGACCGGUGUCGACCGGCUGACGUUGGUCGACGUCGUGCUGCAAGGGUACUACGCCCUCGGCCAGUUUGAGGACGUCACCGCAUCUCGUCUCAGCCCUACCCUCGAGCAAAUGGGCACGGCCCUGGAUCAAGCGCUCAAUCAAUACCGUCGCGCCGUCAUCAUCAACACUACUGGCAACCCGCACUAUCUCUAUACUUACUCGCGGUGCCUUGCCACCAUGGGCCGCCUCAAACCGGCUUUGAAGUUGUGCAAGUUCACCCUCAAAAAGUACCCGGAAACGUUUAAUACCUGGAACUUGAUGGUGCUUAUAUUGUCGGCCUUCGAAACUAACCGCCACGGCCAAGGCGUCGUCACCAGCCAGACAGAGCUGGAGAAGUUCAUUGAGAACGCCCUCAACAUCGCUUCGCUCUACAACCAGAAAAACCGCGGCCGGGUGUCGUUGGAAACCCGGUACGAGAUUCUUCAAUUGAAGCUUACUCAAUUGGCCGUGCUUGAGCAGAACCAUGGUGUCAACUAUAUCUUAGAGCAUAUGACCGACUUAUUCGUGUUGUACCAGGAGUUGUUUGAGACUACACCCUCUGCGCAGCCUCUGGGCAAAGUGGUGCUGCUGGUGCACGAUUCCACCUGGAGUCACCGCCCCAGUGUCAUUGACCCGGCGUCGAAGAAGGACACCCACGCCGAUGAAAUUACUCCCCAUGCUAACGGCCACGUGGUGAAGAUCAGCGGUCAACACAGCCACUCGACGCUGCGUCGUCAUCUGCUUUCGCUCGACCGUUUCCGCCGGUCGCUGAAGCACGCGAAGCCGACAUCGGCGCCCGCUCCUGCUGUUCCUACCACUACCGCCGCCGCCGCCGCUGCCGCCUCCGUACUGCGUCAAGCGCUGGUUAAACGGCCGCAAACGUCACAAGAACGUACCGAAGUCACCGAACGCAAAAUCCUCCAGGAAUUGUGGUUGUGGACAUCUCGUGUUUACAUGCGGGUGGGACUUGCUGACGAAGCCGAACAAUGUCUUGUGGAAGCGGAGCUGAUCUAUGAACCCAACGUGCGUACUUACACCGCCUUGGGUUACUUGACCAGUGAACUGCGUAAGUUCUUAGCCCUCCAGGAGUUUGAGAGACUGUUGGAGAUCAUGACCACCACCGGCUCGCCCUUGAGCGACUACGGCUUAACUCUUUUGGGCCUUGCUAAGUUAUUCAUCCUCGACGACAGACCUGAACUGCUGUUGUUCAUCUCGGCGGAGGACCGCAAGGCAGGGCUUAUCCGUCUCAAGGCGUUGUUGGAAGAGUACGCCGCCACCUGGGGCUACGGUUAUACAACCCCCGAGGUGUGGUACUUUUUGUCGAAGAUUUAUGAAGUUGUCGACGACAAAGUCCUCCUCAAAAAGCUGUUGUGGCGGUGCAUCGAGCUUGAAGAUUACCGUCCGGUGCGCGCAUUUAACACCCUCGAAGGGUUCCGGACAUUAUAG